This is a messenger RNA of Cryptomeria japonica (Japanese cedar), 1600 nucleotides long. RefSeq lists its product as uncharacterized. The transcript has a single exon. The record is from RefSeq and is a predicted model, not a curated record. NCBI's taxonomy places the organism in Eukaryota, Viridiplantae, Streptophyta, Pinopsida, Cupressales, Cupressaceae. Bases 251 to 1228 code for a protein of 325 amino acids.
UUUCUUUAGAUGAAAUUAUGGAAGUGUUUGUCUGGAAUGAUGAAGUCUACCUUUUCUCUCUAUCAUUUCACUCACAUGCUGCUAUCAUUUCACUAUCACAUCUGUGCUGUGUAGUGGGAAGCCGAGUGCAGAAGACAUAAUUGUUCAUUCCCAUUCCCACUCUUGCUCUCGCUAUGUAAGGAAGCCAUUGAAGCACCUCCCAACUCCUCAUCUUCUUCUUCAAGACUUCAACUUGGCUGCUAGUGAUACCAUGUCCUCUUCUACAUUGUUUGUCUUGGCUGUCAUUCUCCUCUUAAGCGCUCAUCCAUCGUUUGCACUAUUCCAGACAUCGUCUGGUAGGGAGCAAGAUUUAACAGAGGAAGAGGGCGCUGCUGUUUUCGUAGCGCUCACCAAUCUGCUGGAAACAUUCAAUGGAUUCGACACAUCAAACUGGUUUGACAGCGGAUUCGCCUAUGCAAACGUGCACAAAAUCAAAGACAAGCGAAUCGCCAUCAGAUAUGCACGUUGGACUGAGUUGUGCACCAUUGGCACGUGGGAGAAAGCCAGGGGAGACUUAGUGUUGAAAGAUUUCAGAACGACUGUGACAUAUCUGAGGCCUUACUUGCUGCAAGGCUACUCUUGGGCCGCCAUAUCCAAUGCCUACGCUUGGCUCGAUUACUAUCUCCUCCACAAAGACGAGGCCACCCUUCAACUGCCUUUAUUCAAUGUAAGUAAUCAUGAGUUUAGCACAGCUGAUUCAAGCAAUGGGGAAUAUCUUCCUCCUCCUCCUUCUUCUUCUGUUAUGUCAAGUGUGUCAAGAGAUUCCCCUGUUGAGAAGACUGGGUUUUUAGACUGUCCCGUCUGGCCUCUUGUAUUGCUGAGCCACAACAGUGGCAUUUGGGACGUUCUCAAAGUCGGGGAGUACUUGACAUCUGCCAACAAAAGAAUUCGAUUGACAAUGCAGAGGGACUGUAAUCUGGUGUUGAGUGAUAAGCAGAACAGUCGAGUGCUGUGGAGCAGCAAGAGUGCAGGGCAUGGGAGCAAAUGCUUUCUGCGUCUUCAGUCGGAUGGCAACUUAGUUAUAUACAAGGGUAGUGGUAAGGGUGCAGUGUGGGCUAUUAAUCAGGAUUGUGGACAAGGGGGUGUCAAGUUUAGCUUUCUGGUUAUUGAGGAUGAUGGUAAUCUGGUUUUGUAUCGCAGUAAAGAAGGCAAGCUUAAACUAAUGUGGGCUACAAAAACCAAGAUCUAAUUGCAUGUCUCUCACAGUUGGGUCUUUGGGGGUCUCCCUUUCUUUCUGUCUUGCUACCACAGUGUGUGCUCAUUUAUGUAUUCUGUCUGUAUCAAUCCUUGACUGCAAUCACAUGCAGUUCUACCUCUUGCCUAAUCUAUGACACAUAUAAAUGUUUAAUAGUUUAUAUGGAGUCUACAGUAAAUUUGUAAUUGUGUUACAAAUGUUGUAUCUGUUUUAUUGAUUCUACAGGGGUAAGGUAUGUAUGUCUCGUUUGUAGUAUAGUUUGAUGGUUCUUAUAAGAGUAUGGAAUAGUCCCAUAUUGCUAUAAACCAUUUGUAGACCUAUAUGCAGACCACUGGACAUAAUGGACUAUAAAAGAAUCUUUCUUUC